AUGAACAAAAUUAUAAUGAAAUUAUUCAUUUUUCAGGUUGACCUCUUAAUCGAUAAUGAAGCAGAGAAAGAUUACCUGUAUGAUGUGCUGCGGAUGUAUCACCAAUCGAUGAAUCUUCCAGUGUUGGUUGGUGAUCUGAAGUACGUAAUCAAUGAACCAAGUCGACUACCAUUGUUUGAGGCCAUUUGUCCUCUUAUCCCAUUAAAACACCAAGUGGAAUAUGAUCAGUUGACACCUAAACGAACAAGGAAACUGAAGGAAGUGAGAUUGGAUCGUCUGCAUCCUGAAGGUCUUGGAAUUAGUGUGCGAGGAGGUGCUGAAUUUGCUUGUGGCCUGUUUAUUUCACAGCUAAUAAAAGGAGGACAAGCAGACAAUGUUGGACUUCAGGUUGGAGAUGAGAUCGUUCGAAUAAAUGGUUACUCCAUUUCUUCAUGCACUCAUGAAGAAGUCAUCAAUCUUAUACGCACAAAGAAAACAGUAUCUAUAAAAGUGCGACAUGUUGGGAUGAUACCUGUCAAAAGUUCCCCAGAUGAGCCUCUCAAGUGGCAGUAUGUAGAUCAGUUUGUAUCUGACCCUGGGGAUGGCCAAAACAGCGUUGCAGGUCUUGCGUCAUCUGGAGGAAAACAUCAUAAAGAAAAGAAAGUUUUCAUUAGCCUAAUUGGUACAAAGGGCAUGGGUUGCAGUAUUUCCAGUGGUCCUACACAAAAGCCUGGCAUUUUCAUAAGCAAUGUUAAACCAAAUUCUUUGUCUGCUGAAGUGGGGUUGGAGGUUGGUGAUCAGAUUGUUGAAGUAAAUGGUACGGACUUCUCAAAUGUGGAUCAUAAGGAGGCUGUGAAAGUGUUGAAAAGCAGUCAAACCCUGACAAUCACUGUUGUAACUGGAGCUGGCAAGGAGCUGUUUAUGACUGAUGAAGAGAGGCAAAGGGAAGAAUAUAACCGUGAGAUGGAGCGGCAAGAAUUAAUGCGUCAGAAGUGGCUUGCCCUGGAAACCAACAAAAUCCUGAAAGAACAGCAAGAAAAAGAAAAAAUGCGGAAAAUGGAGAUUGCACAGAAGGCUGCUGAGGAAGAAGAACGAUACCGUAAAGAAAUUGAACAGAUAAAGGCAGAGGAAGAUAAAUUCAAAAAGCAGUGGGAGGAGGAUUGGGGUCAUAAAGAGCCACUAAAGGCUGCCAAAACUGUAGUGGCAGAAGUACAUUCUCCACCUCGUCCUAAACAUCGAUUAGAUGUAGAGGAAACUGCAUUUGAUCAGUCCACAUCAAAUGAUACAACUGGAUUGAAGCUGGAGGAAAGCCAACAGGGCUUCCAAAAAUAUGUGGAGGACUUUGAUCCCUACACCAUGUUUUCACCAGAUCAGAUUAUGGGAAAAGAUGUACGACUCCUUCAUAUAAAAAAGGAAGGAUCAUUGGACCUUGCAGUAGAAGGCGGCAUUGAUUCACCAAUUGGAAAAGUAGUGGUGUCUGCUAUUUAUGAGGGUGGUGCUGCAGACAAGCAUGGAGGUAUUGUGAAAGGAGAUGAAAUAAUGGCUGUAAAUGGCAAGGUUUUGUUGGAUGCUAAGCUGGAUGAAGCUCGGGCAGCUCUUGCGAAAGCAUGGAACGUGGGAGGGGAUUGGAUUGACUUGGUCAUUGCAGUGUCUCCUCCCAAGGAUUAUGAUGAUGAAAUGACAUUUUUUUAACAACGUGAGAGAAACCAAAUACAUCUCUUGAAGAAAGCUACCAAUGUAAUCCUCAUUCUUACCCAGCUACAAAUCUUUAAUCAACAAGUACAAAAAAGAAGGACAUAAGAUUAUUUAAGUCACUCAGGCCAAUAUGCUUUUACAACAAUAUAUCAUCUCAUUUCCCCCCAUAAGCUAUUACUGUUCCCCAGUUAUACAGUAAUAGCAUAUAGGUAAAAAUUCACUGUAGGUGAUAAAAAGAGACAAAUGCCAAUUUUAAAACAAAAUGGAAUUCAUAUGAAAUCUUGUAGUAACUGACAUUACAAUGGGGAGAGUCAUUUUUUUCCAUAAAUAAUAUAUUUAUAGUCCCAUACAUAACUGAACAGAAAUAAGUGGAACUUAUUUUCCAGAAAGUACAUUCUCUACACAGAUUUGGAAAAGAGUCACUAGAUCUAUCAUCCUAUGACUUACACUAUUACAAAAUUACCAAGAAAUUUAGUGGGAUUUUUUUUCUAUGCAAAGUGUAACUGAAUUCCUAUUUUCUGAGUUUAGUUAAAAAAACAACUCAUCUUUGUUAAGAAAUUAACAUUAUAUACUGUUAUCUUAGUGAUUAUUUGAUGGCAUUUCAGUUAAUUAGAUCAACCAAAAAUCCUGUAGCAGCAAAACUCACAGAUUCCUAUUCAACUUUUAUCACAACACCUACUUAUAAGAAAUAAUAAACUUGGCACUGUACUGAGCAUGUUAGUUCCAUUCAAGAGAGAUUGCAGUUGCCAU
Molecule: messenger RNA, 2424 nt
Organism: Protobothrops mucrosquamatus (brown spotted pit viper)
Lineage: Eukaryota; Metazoa; Chordata; Lepidosauria; Squamata; Viperidae
Gene: USH1C
Product: USH1 protein network component harmonin
Exons: 20
Coding region: 1-1671 (556 amino acids)
Biological process (GO): inner ear auditory receptor cell differentiation; inner ear receptor cell stereocilium organization; sensory perception of sound
Cellular component (GO): stereocilia ankle link complex; cilium; photoreceptor inner segment
Molecular function (GO): protein binding
Source: RefSeq, a predicted model, not a curated record